UUAAUGUGAUACCGUCGGCCCGUUCGGACGUGUUUUCUCUACGGCGGUGUCUCUGGGAAUCUCGAGAGGAGCCUCUAUUCCGAAACCUGUGGUGUUCUGUAGUGUGUAGAGUGUGCUUUACAAGUUUACCUUACUGAAGUUGUCCUAAAUCUAUUACGUUCUGCAGUUUGCGAGGUCAUUCCCUUUGGCGGCGCCGGACUCGGUUUAGGACCCGUUACAUAAAUUAAGGCGCUCGUCGUAGCGCCCCUCAAUGUAGGCAAUUUGGCUUGCGGGUGUGAAGAAAGCAGUCACUUUGUGUUGUGCGUGUGUGUGUGCCAAAAGUAGACCCGUUUGUUUUGGGGUUCGCCCACAUCGGAUGACACAAAUUCCCCGGAAGGAUACACGGUUCAAAGGAUUUGAUCGGCGGGGUGAAAAGGGACCAGGACCAACACGCAAUACGCGCUGUGUGUGUGUGAGCGUGAAGCCUGCCGAAGAAUUUUGUAUGAAACAUAUUGCUGAUUAGCAAAAGUGCUGAAGCUCCUGCUAAAGCCGACUAAGUGAAAAUUGAUACCGAACGACGACGGCGUCGCUCUACAGAAGGCGUUCUCUCGCUCUUUAGUUAAACGUGAGAAUAGAGCCAAAAGUAAACAAACACGUGCGCGUAAUUGUGGAAAAGUGAUUUUCUUUCCCCCGGCACGUCGAAGACGACGACGACGACGACGACAAACGGAGGAAAAGAAAUAAAGUAAUUAUUCUGGCGCACUUUGUGAGUGUGUUUUUUUUGUUUGCUCCAAGGGUGGAAAGUUUAGCCGAAGAAGCUCUGCUCCUGAGAGUGAGAGCGGGCAAAUGAAAAUUUCCGUUCUGUAAUUAUGUGAGAAACAGAUGCGUACUUUUCGAGUCCCAAAAACUUUCGACGCAGCCGGUGUGGUGGAAAAGUAAAAUAUUAAUAAACAGUCAGAUUCGGAAAAUUGCGCCAACAGUCAGACUGGGUCACAGAGUGUGGUAAUGUAAAGUAGGAAAAAAAACGCAAAUAAUAAUCCGAACCGAGAAAAGGACACUCGUAAUUUCCGGCGACGGCUAACGGACAGAAGGACGACGGACGAGGACGACCGAACGCUCCCAAAUGUCGAAUGCAUGAAACAUAAUGGAUUACCUGGGCAGCAGCUUAAAAUGGACCUCCAAAGACUAUUGAAGGUCUUCCGGGUCGUCGCCUUCACAUGGGUCUGCCUGGCCGCCACGUGCUGUGUUAGACUGGCGGAUGCGAGAAUCGGAUACUUCUGGCACAUAACGGAUUUACAUUUCGACUCAUACUACACCACCAAGGGGGAUAUUUUCCGAAGCUGUUGGGAGAACGAGCACCACUCGGGCACGAGCAACACGAAACGGCCCGGCCCGUACGGUGACCACAUGUGCGACAGCCCAUGGAGUCUGCUCGAGUCGGCCACGCAAGCGAUGAAAUCCAAGCAAGGCGAUAACGUCGAAUUUGUCCUGUGGACCGGUGAUGGCCUGUCCCACUCGGCGCGCCGACUCCACGAGCCAAACCGGCUGGAGCUGCUGCGGAACAUCACCGAGCUGAUGAGUCGCACCUUCCCGUCGCAGUUCGUGUUCCCAGUGCUCGGUCACGACGACGGGACGCCCAACUUUGUGCAGCUGGGCGAGCUGUGGCGCCACUGGUUGCCCUCCGAGGCACUGCAGACGUUCGAGAAAGGUGGCUACUACACGAUCGAGCAAACCAAGAGCAACCUGCGGAUAAUAGCUUUAAACACCAACUACAUGCGCCACGACGCCAAGUACUCACAGUCGCACUCGUCGGCGGUGAAGCAGCGCCCGGACGGGUCGAUCCAUUACACCGGGGGCCACGGCUACGACCGGGACCACCACAUGGGCCUCGGCAAGCACUACCACCGGGACGGGAUCGUCGUGGGCAGCCCCGGGGGUCCCGGCUAUCCCGUGUACAGCAGCGAUAGGCGGAACAGCUACAGUAGUAGUGGUGGUGUUAGUAGGAUAGACGGCAGUAGCAGUAGUAGUGGUAGUGGUAGUGUCGGUGGCCACGUCAGUGCAUUAUCGGGAUCAAACAGCCACGAGUCGGAGAAGCAGUGGGAGUGGCUCGAGGACACACUGGAGAAGUUUAGUAAUAAAAAGGAGAAUGUAUAUAUAGUAGGACACAUACCACCAGGCUCGGACGAGCGCCACAUUGGCCACACGAUGCCGUACGGACACACGAGCUUCACCGAGAAGAACAACGCGCGCUACCUGCGGCUGGUGAAGAAGUACUCGUCGAUCAUUCAGGGACAGUUCUUCGGCCACCUGCACUCGGACUCGUUCCGGGUGGUCUACAAUGACAUUGGGAAACCCGUGUCAUGGAUGAUGAUCGCGCCCUCGAUCAGUCCCCGGAGGAUGGGCGAAUCGAACAACCCGGCCAUGCGGUUGUACAAGUUUGACACCGAUUCCGGCCAGGUCCUGGACUACACGCAGUACUACCUGGACCUGGACCAGGCCAACCUGCAGGAGGAAGCGGUCUGGCAGCCCGAGUACAACCUGACGACGUACUACUACGGGCUGGCCGAGGUUUCAUCGGUGGCGCUGCACAACCUGGCCGACCGGUUCUCGAACGCGGACGAUACGCAGUUUGCCAAGUACUACCGCGCCAACUCGGUCCGCUACUCGACGCAGAGCUGCGAGGGCAUCUGCCUGCUCAAUCACUACUGUGCCAUAACGCGGCUGGACUACCGCGAGUUCCGCCACUGUCUGGAGACGUCGGCCAAGGCACUGGCCUCGAAGAACGGCUCCGGUGGCCACGGGUUCCCGGGCGUGGCGCUGGUUCCGCUGAUGGCCUGCCUGGUGGUUCUGGUGAACUCCAGGAGGGCUGCGGUGAUGGUCAGCUGGCUGGUGGUGCUCCAGGUUGCCGCGGGCUGGAUUGCCUCCGGUGGUCACCAGUAGAAGGUAGAUGUGGUUGUGUGCGUUGCUUUAGUGUAUAUUUGUGCAGAGCUGCUGUUUGCGUGUGGGUGUGAGGUUUGUGGAAAGUGGUGAAAAUGAAACAGUUUUACAUAUUCAUUAAAGUUAUUGAUUUUUUUCCUGUCACACCCCUCGAUGGCCAUUAAGAGUACAAUCUGAAUGAAAAAGAGGGAAAACGCUUCAGAGGAAAUUCAAAAAGAAUAAAGGUUUUGUUUGACAGUAAAAUUUAAAUUUUAGGCAAACUUUUUUUCAAUUUUUCAAUUCAUUUCAUUUUAAAAUUCAAAACUGUGAAAAAUCCCAUCAGAAGCAGUAAAAAAAUAGAAAAAAAUAAAUCAGGAAACGGCGAUACAGCAGCGGUUAUGUGGUUUGCAUACCCUCAUCCCUCCCCCCACAACCCACGUGACCAACACCAUCGACUGCGUGUGAAACUUUAAGCUAAUUUAUUGCCAGCAAAUUAUUUUCCCUGUAAACGAUAACGGCGAAACGCCUACCAGAGUGUACCGUACAAGAGCAUCAACAAAAACGGGAUUAACUGUGUGGCCUUGUUGCUAUUAGCGAUGGCUUUGAUCAUCCCUCUCCCUCCCCUCACGACACGCUGUCUCUCUUUACAUAAAUAUACUUGUCCGUGAAAAGCUGGCCCACCCACCCUCACGAGGUGGGGGGUGUUUUUUUAAAAAAGCUGCGUGUUUGUUGAACACUACACGGGCUUGCUGACCAGGGUGAACCAGCGGCAGCAUCAUCACAUUGGUGGGGCUUCCAGCAUCCAGUCUGGAUAUAAAGUGAGUCCCCGGUUUUGGAUUUCUGUGUUUGCGUGCUGUAAUUGGGAUGUUGGCUUUUCACACACGAACGUGGAUUUCAAGCGGAUUUUUUGGAAAAUGAAUCUGGGGUCGGUAUCACUUGCGGAACAGUUAUGGUAUACUUUCGAAUCAGUAGAGAAGUGAUGUGUUAUUUUGAGAUUAAAUCUUUACAGUGCUAAGGUAAAACAUAAUAUAACAAAUGCACAACACUUUCAUUUUUAUAGAUAAAAUUUGAUAGAUAAAAAACAAUAUGUUUUUUCAAGUUUUUUUUUUAACAUUCCAACGCCCAAGGCUCCAAAAAAGUUGGAACGAUAUCUUCAACUCAAUGGUUCUCGGGCAUAACUCAACCAAUCAAGAUGAUUCUUCUUUCCAGUGAUUUGUUAGGAUGUCUAGAUGAUUCUAGACCUUUGCAGAACUUAAUUUGAUCAAAUCUGUAAUUUUUGCGAUCAAAAACAUCGUUCCAACUUUUUUUUUCGCGUGUAAAAAAAAAUCGCCGAAAAUUCCGCGGAGGCAGUCGUUUAAAAAAAGUUGGAACGAUGUUUUCGGUCGCAGAAAUUACAGAUUUGUUUAAAUCAAGUUCUGCAAAAUUUUAGGAUCAUCUAGACAUUCUUACAAAUCACUGGGAACAAGAAUCGUCCCGAUUGGUUGAGUUAUGCCCGAGAACGGGCGUGUUGAAGUUACCGUUCCAACUUUUUUGGGAGGCUUGGGCGUCCGUGUAAGUUGGACAUGCGUUGGGCGUUCCAGUGUUAAUGUGUCUAUUCCUUUGGUUCCUUGGAUAAAAGCAUCUAUUUUCUUGCAUGAAAAUGAUUUUGGAAUCGGAUUAUUUCUUUAAAAAAUACAAGAAAUUGCGAGAUUGGCAAGAUUUAAUACAUUAACUGGCCUUGACCUUAAUUAGUUUCUUAAGUUAGGCUGCAUUUUUUUAAUGAUCAUAGAAAUAUAGAAACAUAAAAAUGUACGCUUAAAUAAAUUAUUCAAGUGAAACGCACUAUUGACAAUACAAUUUUGAUACAUAUUCAACAUUUCGUUAGACGUUAGUAAAAAUUCCAAAUGAUUUGAAUAAUUUAUAUAUUUUCCAAUCAAAACCUUUCUUUAUAUUGACUUAACAAUCGUUUGAUUUCAAGAUUUCCCAGAUUUACUGAAAUAAAAAAAAAUUUAUCAUGAUCAAAUUAUAGCUAAUAUUCUAGUGAAAGUAACAUUCAGUAAAAACAGUAAAUUUUCUCUGAAUCGAUAUUACAGGGACCGUAGAACCGUAAAUUAUUGAAGUAUGCUGUUAGAAAGGAAUAAAAAUGUCAGUCUUUUCAUAGAAUACUGACAUAAUGUAAUCAUAUUUUUAUUCCCUCAGUAAUAAUUUGACAUUGAAUUUUAUCUUGCAAUAUAUUUAUUUUUUAUUUUAUUUUGAAAAUCAGGUCUUUGUAGAUUUUUUUUGUUUCGUGUAAUUUUUACGAAAUUCAAUGAUUUGAUCCCCGUGGAUAUUGGAUACCUCAUUUUUUUUUGUAUUUUAAAGACUUAAGUUAUAUUACCCAAUUUGAAUGUAAAAAAGAUCUACCCAUAUAAUAAAAGCGAAUCAGAAAAUACUUUAUAGCUUCAUAAAAAUGGAAAAAAAUGGAUACAACAAAUGAUUAAAGAUAUUUUUGCAAUUCCGUCGUGAAACUACUAACUUUUCCUGUCAUUCUUGAACGACGAAACAGCCUACUUUUCUGUACCAAAAAUAACAGAAUCGAAUAGUAACCCUUUACAAAACAAAUGCUGAAAAGUUCUACUUUUCAGCACUGAAAUGGAUGCUGAAAAGUUGAACUUUUCAGCACUUAUUAGAAAAAGUUAUACUUUUCAACUUUUUUUUUAUUUGAACGAUUCAUUGACUCAAUGCAUGGUCAUUUGUCCUAUAAUUCUGUCCAAAGGGUGUUUUUCAGAAUAGCAAAAAACGUUGUAUGGAACUCGUUGCAAAACUUGAUUUUUCAUCACUCGUCGUAUUUAUCUAACUCGGUGAACCUCGUUAGAUAAAUGUACGACUCGUGCUGAUAAAAACCUCUUUUUGCAACAUGUUGCAUAAACUACUAUUAGAAAAGAUUUUAUUUAAGUGCCACUUGAAAAAAUUAUGAAAAAAGUACUUUCUGAAAGUUUCAUAUUAAACUCUUAAGGAAAUUUUUACAAUUUUCACGUUUCAUGAAAUUUAGUACUUUGGAAUUAUGGUCCCCGUGAAAUUUGGAAUUUUUGGGCGUGAAAAAUCACUAACCCUGGUAAAACCUUGUUAAAACCACCGCAAUGAUUGAUGCCUUUCUAACAAAGUCAAUUGCAAAAGCUUCAUGUUUGUAUUUUUGCAUUUACCAAAAUCUUUUUUGUGUGUUCCGAAAACUUAAUAAAAUCCAAAAAUUUUCAGAGAACCCAAACCGGUUGUAACGCGCAACCUUUUCACAACGUACCAGGAGCGUUACAUUGCGCAAUCCCUGGACAAUCCAAUUUAUUUGAAACACCUUUUAUGCUUAGCCUGCAAACAACUUUAGCGCCACUCCAAAAGUUGGAGGUUGUUUGUGGAUUUUAAUCAGGGAAGCCCGACCUGAAGCUCUUGAUCUCAAGGCGAGUUUUAGUGUAAUCUAAACCGAAAAGUCGAACCAAAAGAUCCCAAAAAUUUACUCAAGGUCAACAACAUUUACGAACUCUUUCAUCUCAGUCUUUAAAACAAACGAACGCAUUAGUUAGAGUGCAUUCUAAUCCAAAAUUUAUUAAGAAAAACAAAGUUCAUUACGAAACGAAAGAAGGUAUAUUUAAGUUAAACGCGUGCAGAAUUAAUCCUCGUUUUUGCAACGCAAAAUCCGAAAAAGACCCGGGAUUUUUAUUUGUGGUUGUAAAUGAGCUCAAAUUAAUACUAAGGGGGGGGGGGUUUAGAUCUUAAAUCUAGCAAAAACUAUUCCCUAUUGUCGUGCACUGUACUUUACCCUACUAAUCUGGUACCAGCAACUGCUUGCAGGCGUUCUUGAACGGCGUGUAGAUUCUCCUAGGUCCGGACCUACUGCGACGAUCAGCGAUCCAACAGCUCCGGUGCGUUCGCGCAACCCUACCGCACUCUAGCGGCGGCUAGCAGUACUCCGCCGUGGACACGUGGCACAGCGAUCGGCGUCGACACGUUCUUCGCCGCGCUUUGGGCUUCCAGCCCCCAAGCGGCGUCUAGCGGAACCAACGUUUACACGUGGCCGUCGCACGGCGACGUUCUUGAUGGGGACGCUCGGUCCAACGUUGUUUCGAAUCGGUGGAGACGGAUGGUACUGCUGCUGUCAGGCUUUUGUCUCGUUCCUCGCACUUCCUUCGGUCGGGCAAGCGAGGUUAGAAUCGGCUGGGCAGCCGGCGAGCUUUUGGCGUGCUCGAAAGCUCGGAACUUCCUCCAAGCUCUGGGAUUGCUUCGAAAAGGACGUGUGGGGUCAACUGGGUGGGCGGAGUAGAUGCGUCUCCGAGUCGUUGGAGUUGACUAAGGCGGUUGAAACGGUUCGUCACGACCCCGUCGUGGUUUUCAUCCACCAGUCUGACCAACGAAGCAUUCCCAGCGUCGAACGACGAAAUGUACGGCUUUUCUGCCCCGAGACUUGCACCCACGUUAAUGGGCAACCUAUAACGUGGCCAAAAGUUGCAUUUCUGCCUAAUCUCAUGAUCUGUAUUUAGAUCUUACCUGACACGCGCAAAGGGUUCACCUAACCUUUGCUUGUUCUAGGGGGAAACUAUUUCUUCAAAGCUUUGAGUGCUAGAAAGUAAGUGCAUUUGUAAUUUGCGAAGCUUUACAAAAUCGUUGCCCUGUGCACUUACUGCUUUUCCAGAAAGAGUAUCACAAUCACCAGAACUAAUUCCACUUUAAACUUUUCACCGAAAUUAAACUGUUCGAAAAAAGCAAAACCGUUUCGUAAAAGCACUCCAACUAAAGUGAAGCGUCGGUUUUUUGACUCAGCUUUAUAGAGUUCCUCGAUCCGUGAUAAUUGUACCUAGUUGACCUUGAAUCAACCAAUCAGAUUCUUUUGCGACGCAGGAAAUUAAAACACACGAACACGGUUUUAAUUUCAAUUGCAGAUAUCAUUUCAAUCUCGUCGUGAUAUCAAAAGUAGAUCAAAGCAGUGGUAUACUACAUGUGUAUGUGCACACAAUCAAAUCAAAAGGGUUCAGUUGUUUGCAGAAUACUUGCAGGCGCAUUAUUUUUAUAUCGUUUUACAGUAUGUGACACAUGAAAUGUUACACGGUGAAUGGAAUUAACAAAUUCUGCUGAGCCAUUGUCGAGAAAUCCGAGAUAACAGAAUCGUAUCUUACAAAUACCUGCUCAGAAUUUAAUUCUGUGUCGAUAUGAUUAAGUGAAGGUUUAAGAAGUUCAGUUUUUGGGUGAUUUUGUGGCCUUUCUUCAAUAAUGGUGGCAAAAAUAUUGAAUAUAAGAAAUUUUUGUAUUCCAAUUGUAUUCAAAAAUGAUAAAAAAUCAUUUUUUUAAUAUCCAUAAAAUAACACAAAUUUAAGAAACUACUUUCAAAAUCAUGCUUUCAAGCAUAAUCGUUAAUUUCUUGCUUGAAAAGAUUCUGUUGUCAAAGAUGGAAGAAGAAAGUAACACAAUCUUCCAAUAGAUUCUGAAUGUAAAUGGUCCCAAUCCUCAUUUUACUUAUUUUAAUUAAUUUGAAAGCCUCAGUUUCAUUUAAAUAUGACCAUUAUUUUUAUUGAACACUCUUUCAAGCCUGGUAAUGUAAUUACAAAUUGAUACAUUAUUCGUAAGACCCUCAGGAGGAAAAAAACCCAAUAUUUUCACUCCAAGCCCAAGUUACGGACCGUAAAUCACCAGUGGAAACUCCCAUAAGAACGUCCUUCCUUUUUUCCGAAAAAUUGAACUGAAAUUAAAUCCAAUCCCCCGGACGUAACUUGGCAGCUUCCACGGAACCAACCGCCCAAAAAAAAGGGGUAACAUUUAUCGCGCGGCAACGCAAUGAAAUUAAACCACCGCAGAACGCAGCCCGUGGCAGCGAAAGGAAUUCUCAAAUAAACCAUUCCAAGUGGGAGGGCAGAAAAAAAGGGGCUCAAAUAAAUCUUGCCAAUGACUUUCCAAAGCGAGGUGGAAAAUUUUCCGUUUGAAGGGAGGGGAGGAAAAAGCUAAAGCAAACCAAAGCUCUAACCAAAAGCCCACAUUUUCCGAAAUGAAAUAAAAAACACGAAUUGACUGAAAUUUCAACAGAACAAGUAAAACAGAGAGAAGAAUGUUGAACAAACACUCGCGGACAGGGUGAGAUUGUUUUAGGGAAUGAAAGGGGUAGGAAAAAAACAGCAGCGAAUUCUUUGUUAUUUACUUUUUUGCUGUAAAAAGGAGGAAAUUAAAUGUGAUAAAAACUGAUUGAUUGAGCGCCUAAGAGUUAAUGAUGUGGAACGAAAGCAGAGGGUUUGAAAUGAAGAUUUAUGAUGUUUUAGGAAAGGUCCCUCGGACGCUCCAGCAGCGGAGGAGGGUUAAAUGUAAAUAAUCACUUCAUAAGGCAGAUUCAUCUAGCGGUAAGCGGAACCUUAGAUAAAACUGCAUGAAUAUUUUAUUUUUUGACUAGGUUCAAGCUCCCCGGAAACGUGAAAAGAGACCGCAUGGCUUUUUGUUCCAAAAACCCCAGUUAUGAAAGCAUUCGUACGAGACACAAUACCAAAAUUGUAAAACUUAGUCUGUAAAUUUAGCUAAAUUACUACAAAAUGUGUAUAAAAUGACUUAGUUUAAGCUGCUAUUCAACGGUGUUUGUCGAACAGCUCAUAGAGAAAAUAAAUGCAACUAAACCAAAUCGAAACACUUAUUCCAAAUUUGUUGACUAAUUGAAGGCGAUCAUGUUUUACAUCCCAUUGAACUAGAAUUUUAUUACCGAAAAAAAAAAUCUAUACAGA
Culex pipiens pallens (northern house mosquito) is the source of this 9596-nucleotide messenger RNA. Its product is annotated as acid sphingomyelinase-like phosphodiesterase 3a. The transcript is spliced from 10 exons. The record is from RefSeq and is a predicted model, not a curated record. Bases 1114 to 2919 code for a protein of 601 amino acids. Lineage: Eukaryota; Metazoa; Arthropoda; Insecta; Diptera; Culicidae.